Molecule: messenger RNA, 3694 nt
Organism: Exaiptasia diaphana
Lineage: Eukaryota; Metazoa; Cnidaria; Anthozoa; Actiniaria; Aiptasiidae
Product: DIS3-like exonuclease 2
Exons: 2
Coding region: 257-3259 (1000 amino acids)
Biological process (GO): miRNA catabolic process
Cellular component (GO): exosome (RNase complex); P-body
Molecular function (GO): RNA binding; 3'-5'-RNA exonuclease activity
Source: RefSeq, a predicted model, not a curated record
UGAAAACAAAAAUGUCGAAUAUUCUUAACUUGUGCAACUGUUUUGCUCUGUUUUUAUGACCUUUGAUUCUUKAAAUCGUGAGUAAUAAUUUUACUCAGAUAUUGGAGGUUUUCCUUGUAGUAUAAUAUUAUCUAAAGGCUAUUCGACGAGGUCGCUCUGAAGCUGUGUUUUCAUCACACAUCAGCAGUUUUUAUGUUGCACGGUAUUUGUAACUGUUGCAUCAUUUAAUCAAAGCAAAAUACUAGUUACAGUAGCAAUGGAAGCCACUCCAAAGCCUGAAAGGGAUACAAUGUCUUUGCCUCAGGAAAAACAAGCGCUACAAGAAGAACAACACGAAUCAAAUGAUUCGGAAGGAAGGCAUGAAGWGAAGUCUGCAGAAAGUGUACCACUCACUAAAAGUCAAAAGAGGCGAAGAAAAAGAAAGGCUAAAAAGCAAAAUACCCAAAACACAGAGGAGCCAAGUGACGAGAUUCUUGAGGAAGUUGUGGUUGAAAACGACAAAAGCAAACCCAAAUCAGCUGCUGAYAGAGUUUUCAUGAAAAAUAACAAGGUGGAAUUAUCUGCUAGAGUUGAUGGUGAUGAAGUCCAUGCACAUGAAGAGCAAGGCGAGGAGACACCAYGUCGCCAUAAGAAUAGGCGAAGAAGACAAAGAAAAAAGAAAACAGACAUCACUGAUGGCACUACUCCAGAGAAAGAACAACCUUCUUCCCAUAACACAACACCAACAUGCAAACGAUCAACUCCAAGAAACGGUGGCAGUUCUCCCAAAACUCACUCUCCUCAGAGCAAAAAGAAAGGCUAUGAAAAGUAUUGGUCAACAGAGAAUGUAUCCGCUGGUUUGAAACGAGGUGAACUUAAGAAAGGGACAAUCAGAAUACAUAAGAAGAACUAUGAAAUGGCUUGGGUGACUGUUGAUGGKAUGAGAAGAGAUAUUGUCAURGARGGUAUGCURGCWAGAAACCGAGCYCUGGAGGGAGAUGUUGUUGCUUUGCUAGUAACUCCCAGGGAAAAAUGGAGGSUUAUGAAAGAAGAAUAUGAAGAAUAUCAAUCAAAGCAAGCUGAAAAGAAGGACAAMGUUGAUGGUUUAGCUGAGUCUUUYCAUGAYACACACCUCAACUCAUCUCAAGGUGCAGCAACUUCWGCUGAAAAGUCACCACAGAGAAURCAAAAAGCUAAUGUACCUGAUGAAUUCCUUCAACAAACAGCAGUUGUUGUUUACAUUAUUGAGAAGAAGCAUUCCCGUGCUGCUGGGGGUCACUUGAAACCAUUCAAUGCAAAGAACAAAGCUGCUGCUGAUGCUUUAUUUACCCCAACUGAUAGCCGGUUYCCAAGGUUACGRAUCCCACGUGAUGAUUGCCCACCAGGUUUCUUUGAAAGACCACAAGAUUUUGCUAAUUCUCUCUUUGUAGCAAGAAUAACUGAAUGGCCAGAAAGCUCUUCACUUGACAAUUUUCUUGCAACAGGGAAGGUUAUGAGAAGCCUUGGGGAGGCUGGUGAAAUCAUSCCAGAGACGGAAGCUAUCUUCACAGAAUAUGAGAUUGACUCUGGCCCAUUUCCUGAGGAAGCUCUAGCAUGCUUACCCCAAACACCUUGGGUAAUCCCUGAAGAAGAGCUUGCUAAGAGAAGAGACUUCAGAGAUGAAUGUGUUUUUACCAUAGAUCCACUUACAGCAAGAGAUCUUGAUGAUGCUCUUCACUGCAAGAGGUUACCAGAUGGUAACAUUGAAGUUGGUGUUCACAUUGCUGAUGUGAGUUACUUUGUACGACAAAAAACAGCUUUGGAUGAAGUGGCACAAGCCCGAGCCACAUCAACYUACAUGGUGCAGACUGUUGUCCCCAUGCUUCCAAGGCUUUUGUGUGAAGAACUCUGCAGCUUGAACCCAGAUGAAGACCGACUCACCAUGUCUGUAGUAUGGACCAUGAAUGACAASGGAGAGAUCCUGAGUGACUGGAAGGGACGCAGUGUCAUCCGAUCACGUGUCAAGUUAGCCUAUGAGCAUGCACAUGACAUGAUCCAGAAACCUAACAAGAAAUGGGAGAAGGGUGAGCUGCCACCCAUUUCUCAAGGAACUGAUGCAUCGGAAAUUGCAUCCAAGGUUAUGAUGRUGCAUAAGAUUGCUGUUCAGUUGAGGCGCAAUCGAUUUGAUAAUGGUGCCCUUAGACUUGAUCAGGCCAAGCUCCAAUUUGAUCUUGACCAAGACACAGGAAUGCCRGAGGGAUAUCAUGUCCACCAACAAAGAGAUAGCAACAAGAUGAUUGAAGAAUUCAUGCUACUGGCCAACAUGGCAGUAGCACAUCARAUCUACACUGCCUUCCCAAAGAUUUCCCUGUUGAGGCGUCACCCUAGACCCAACCAAAGACAACUAGAUGAACUUGCUAAACUGUGCACCAAUCAUGGAAUUCCCUUCAACAUCCAGUCAUCUAAAGCUAUCCAGCAAUCUCUCAAUAAGUUUCCGCUUGGUUCUGCCAAGAGGGAGAUUCUUGURCUGUARACUAUGAAACCAAUGAAGAAUGCAGUGUACUUUAGUUCUGGAUCAGUGGAAGAGGAYCACUUUUUGCACUAUGCCUUGAGUGUUCCAUUUUACACUCACUUCACAUCACCAAUAAGACGAUAUCCUGAUAUCAUUGUUCAUCGACUGCUUGCAGCAAGUCUWGACCUUGAUGAMAAAGUUGAUGAACAGACUUAUGACAUGGACUACAUCUCACAGCACUGCAAUGAUCGUAAAAGUGCAGCCAAGCAUGCAGGAGAGCUCAGCAUAGAUCUUUUCUUUGCKAUAUUUGUUCGUGAGUGUGGGCCUUUGGAGGAAGAUGGGCUUGUGUCAGCAGUUAUGGAUCAGUCAUUUGAUGUGUUUGUUCCAGCCCUUGGUGUAACUAAACGAAUCUACUGCAAGUUUUGUUCAAGUCUGAAACGAUUUCAGCACAUCAAAGARAAAGAGACAAAUCAAGCAAGCUUGAAGUUAACGUGGCUAGCUGAAAAAGGACCUGACAUUGAGCAGGACCUUGCCAUCUUCACUAAAGUUCGUGUUACCUUAACAACAGAGAACCAAAUGGCAGAAAAAGAUGAGAAAAAUAAGCGAGUAAAGGUUUAUGGACAACUAGUACCACCUKCAGGAGCAGCUAGACCAAAACCAAAAACAACAUCCUCCCCUCCUAAAGAUGAAGUUAAAAAAGCUUUGUUUCAAGAUGUUCCUAACAAUGACAACAACACUGGCAACAGUGAUGAUGAUGUUAUCGUAGAAGAAGAAAUACUAAUUACCUAAAGUAGCCAAUUGCAAAAUUUGAACAAUUUUAUUACUUUCUGAAUGACUUAUUGUUUAAAUUUUUACAGCAAUUAUUAUCAGACUUUUACCUAUAUUUUUCGUGGAGUUUUUAUAUGGAUACUGAUAUCCAACUUUAGAUAUUAGUUUUUGUUUUUACAAGUAUACAACAACAUUAAAUUACAGCACAUUAACAAUUAAAUAACAGCAAAUAAUGAAUACAAUAAUUCUAUAUAAAAUGAUAAUCUUAGYUAUAAACAAGACAAUGUUAUGAACAUUUUGUCACAUUAAAUCAAUAAUUUAUUAUUCUUGCAAUGAAAGCCACAUACUGUACUUUUUUCACUUUUACUUAGAAUAAAACCAAAACAGUGUCAUAAAAUGUAUUUAGGAUGUAUAGGUCAGUCUGUUUUGUGAAUAAAAACAUAUUUUGAACACAAA